AUGAUUCCAUUUUACUUAAACCAGCUAACUAUGAUUCAAGUAUGGCACGACAACACAGGACCAAACCCAGGCUGGUUUCUGGACUCCGUUACGGUACUAGACACGAGACGAGGGCUCAAAUACUUAUUUGUAGCCAGACGCUGGCUUGCCAAGGAUGAAUCAGAUGGACGCCUGGAGAUUACUCUGGAGCCCAAUCAGGUGGAUAAAGUUGAUAAAUCCAUUCCUUAUGAGGUGACCGUGUAUACCGGGGACCUUGCUGGAGCUGGAACAGACGCUACAGUCUGGCUGCAGAUUUACGGUGAUAGAGCCGAGAAGAAUAAGACUGAAGUACACUUUUUGCGGUCAAGAUCAGACAACUUCGAACGAGGCGCAGUGGACAAGUUUAAAAUCAUAGAAAUGCAUUUUAUUAUUCUUCAAGACAUUGUUCCACCAGUUGCCAUUCGCAAUGAAGAUCCUGAAAUAACUCUUGAUUUUGACAGACUUAGACCACUCAAAGCAUUGUCUUUGGUUAGAAAUCUCGUGGGGCUACUCUCCCGGCUUCACUUAGAGGCCCUUUAA
Messenger RNA from Protopolystoma xenopodis, 558 nucleotides. Lineage: Eukaryota; Metazoa; Platyhelminthes; Monogenea; Polystomatidea; Polystomatidae. The record is from the annotation of a GenBank genome assembly.